CCAAUCAGCUCGCCCCGACGUCUAGGUAAAACCACCCCACAGCGCAGACUCGGCACCAGUUGUGGACAGACAGAAGGUGCUUGUGGAUCGACGCCUCCCCUACACACACGUGACAAAAUGAACCGUGCCACUAAGUCAGGAAUUGCCGCCGAGGCCCAGUCUAAGGUUGACGCCAAGUACAACGAGGAGCAUGCCGCCGAGUGCCUCCGCUGGAUCGCCGAAAUUACCGGCAAGGACGUCGACCCCAGCGGCGCCCAGGACAACUUCUACGAGCAGCUCAAGAACGGCGUCCUCCUCUGCGAGGUCAUCAACGCGCUGAAGCCAGGACAGAUUAAGAAGAUCCAGACCUCCAGCAUGGCCUUCAAGUGCAUGGAGAACAUCAACAACUUCGUGGACGGGGCCAAGGCGUGCGGCGUGCCCUCCCAGGAGACUUUCCAGACUGUUGACCUGUGGGAGAGGCAGAACCUCAACUCUGUGGUCAUCUGCAUCCAGUCCCUCGGCAGGAAGGGUAGCCAGUUCGGAAAGGCUUCCAUCGGGCCCAAGGAGUCUGAGAAGAAUGUCCGCCAGUUCACCGAGGAGCAGCUGAACGCCUCCAACACUGUCAUCAGCUUGCAGUAUGGCUCCAACAAGGGCGCCAACCAAGCAGGGAUGUCCUUCGGCAACACGCGCCACAUGUAGGCUGCACAGCGGACCGACACGAAAACUCUCUCAUGAUGCACCUCAAGAAACUGGGAAAAGAAAUGGGUGGGGAUCAAAAAAUCAUAUGCUGGGAUUUAAAAAAUUCGCACCAAGUGCAUUCCCUGGGGUCAUGUUGGUGUACAGUAUCAUCAUAGUUUAUUUUUCAGGAAUUACAGUUGAUGAAUUGAAGGAUUAUUCAACAGAGUUGGUUGUUUAGUCAAGGAAGGCUCAGCGUGUAAGCAGACAGCAGUGGCCUGGCCCUCCCUGACACCCCAUAGUGAUGAGAAGGUGUGUGUGCACCUCCCUCAAGCCCUACGAGGGUGGAAGAAGGAGCACAGGUCCUGCUGGCUGUCGGCUGGGCUGCCCACGACAAUAAUAGGGUUUAUCUGCUGUUAUACUUGAUGUGUAAGGAGAGCGAUAGUUUUCUACGAAAGUAUUCUAAGAUUUUUUUCCAUUUGAAACUUUAGAAAAGUACAAUUCAAAGUGCAUAUAUAGUAUAUAUUAUAAAAAAAGUAUUUAAUCUUAACUUAUGUGAAACUUAUGUGAAAAAAAAGUUGCGUUCAAAGGCUGGUUGGUCAUGCUUUCACAGACCUGGAUCAUUCUUACACUGCUCAACUUGUGAAGUGAAUGCUGUGUUGCACUUCUCCUCUUGUCCAUUCCUCAUGCUUCUAACCAUUCCUUCUUUUGCUGUCACAUUCCAAGUCUUAUGAACUUUUCUUUUCAAAAAAAUAAAGUAGAAAGAGU
Messenger RNA from Eriocheir sinensis (Chinese mitten crab), 1422 nucleotides. It is a transcript of the gene Chd64, whose product is annotated as myophilin-like. The transcript is spliced from 4 exons. NCBI's taxonomy places the organism in Eukaryota, Metazoa, Arthropoda, Malacostraca, Decapoda, Varunidae. The record is from RefSeq and is a predicted model, not a curated record. Gene Ontology annotation, molecular function: protein binding. The coding region runs from base 118 to 678 and encodes 186 amino acids.